Pogona vitticeps (central bearded dragon) is the source of this 3372-nucleotide messenger RNA. It is a transcript of the gene CPPED1, whose product is annotated as calcineurin like phosphoesterase domain containing 1. NCBI's taxonomy places the organism in Eukaryota, Metazoa, Chordata, Lepidosauria, Squamata, Agamidae. Gene Ontology annotation, molecular function: hydrolase activity. The record is from RefSeq and is a predicted model, not a curated record.
CCUUCCUGCGCGCCCUCCUUCUUCCCGUGUCCAGCGGGUGGAAGCGUCCGUCCGCGUUGCACCGCCAGCCGCGUGUGCGCGUGUGUCCGUGUGUCCGGGAUGGCCCGGGAAGGAGCGGAGCGGUGGCUCCAAGCCCGCGACCGGACUCUGCGCGCUUUCCACCAAGAUGCGGAACAGGAGUGGAAAGGCCCUUUCUACUUUAUUCAAGGCGCAGACCCACAAUUUGGACUGAUGAAAGCUUAUGCGAUUGGGAACUGCAGUAGCGAAGGUGAUGAAUGGGCGGAGGAACUGAGAUUAACCCGGCAAGCAGUGCAAGCAAUCAAUCAGCUGAACCCCAAACCAAAAUUCUUUGUCCUGUGUGGGGAUCUCAUCCAUGGCAUGCCAGGGACACAAUGGCGAGAGGCGCAGAUUCGUGAUCUGAAAGAUGCUCUGAAGGAUGUCGACUCUGACAUCCCCCUCGUUUUUGUCAGUGGGAACCAUGACCUCGGGAACACACCAACUCCGGAGACGACUGAGAAUUACUGCCAGCAUUGGGGUGAUGACUACUUCAGCUUUUGGGUCGGAGGCACCUUCUUUCUGGUGCUGAAUUCUCAGCUUUACUUCGAUGCUUCUGAAAGUCUGGAAUUGAAGCAGGCUCAAGACGCGUGGCUCGACAAGCAGCUCGCCCUGGCGCAGGAGAAGAAGUGCAAACACGCCAUCGUGUUUCAGCAUAUCCCCCUGUUUCUCCAAGAACCGGAAGAAGAACAUGACUACUUCAACCUGGAGUCAUCCAUUCGGCACAUGCUCUUGGAAAAAUUCUGCAAAGCAGGUGUUAAAGCCGUUUUUUCUGGCCAUUACCACAGGAAUGCUGGAGGAUUCUAUAAAGGUCUCGACAUGGUCGUUUCGUCUGCCAUAGGAUGCCAGCUGGGAGAAGACACUCAUGGACUAAGACUGGUAGCCGUCACUGAUGAAAAAAUUGUUCACAGAUACUACAGUUUAGAUGAACUGAGCAAUAGCCAAGAGAUAGGAAAAGAUCUUAAGGCUCUGCUAAAGCCAAACUAGCCAAAACUUUUGGUCAGGAUAAACAUUUCUGAUAAGGCAAUAGGUUCAGAACCUUUGGCUGUCCAGAUGUUUUGGUCCAUGACACCCACAGUGCCUCACCAUUGGCCAUGCUUAGUGAGGCUGAUGAGUGUUGUAGGCCAAAACAUCUGGAGGACCAAAGAUUCUCCAUCCUUGUAUUGCAGGAAGGUUUUUGGUAAGGGCACAAUACUGAAUUGUGUUUCCCUGUACUAUAUCCCUGUUAUUUUAAAAUACAGGCAGGAUAAUAGCUGAAAUCCUGUUACAUUGCUCCAUAAAAAGUGAAAUGUCUGGAGGCCUGUUGCAUAUCUUAACAUAUGCAGCUCCAUAUGCAACAGAUAAUAUGUCUACUGAGAUUUCUAAACUUGAAGCAGUUCGCCUCUUGAAGUUCUACCUUUUGCAUAGUUGUACAAGAGGAUUUUAGCCAACCAAGCCUGUCAUAGUAAACAAAAUGCAAACCUUUACACAGGCAAAAGCUUUACAGGCCAACUGAGAGUUUAAAUUCACUGCCAAUGAAAGUACUGGUUUAAUUUAUACUCUAAAAGCAAUGAUAGCAUUAUUGAUCUUGAACAAGCUAAAUCUGAGAGAUGCAGUUAUCUUGGCAUAAGCAGUUCAUUAUAUUGGUAUUUAAAUAAACUUUGGCAAUACACACACUCACACAUAGAUAUGCAAUGAUCUAGGGUUUUUUAAAAAAUUAAGUCCAGAUAUUGUGAGCAUGUUCUAAUGAGUCAUGACCUCCUUUUAGGAUAUGUGCAGUUUGCUGAGCCAUUGUGUGUCCAUCUCUGUUGCUUCACCAAGAUUGCCGUGCUGGGUAUACUUGGCAAUGGACGUAACAGAUCAUAACAUAAUCUGUGCUCCUCUAGCUGUUUGACCACAUUGUGACACCAAGUCCUGGUUGGGACUUUUAGAAUAAAAACACCUCCAAAAUUGGGAACACGCAGUUGUGGUCCUUUGAGUAUCGAUGGAUUAUGCAAGAAACACUUGGAAAAUUACUUGGCUUCUUGUGGCGUCCCAAAAAGAAACGUUCCCAGGCUGUAGCUGGCAGUGUAGAGCUAACAUUGCAGCUGUGAUCAUCCUUCCAUCAGCUUACUUGCUGAGUCAUUAAUAACCACCUAACUGUGAACUGUAACACUAUCGAUUUGACUGUCCAGCAUUUUAGCACCCAGGGCUGGUUUUCUACAAAUUGAAAUGCCGCGGAACAACCAGAGAGCAUGGAUUUUGCUCCUUAACAAGCAAAGCAAAAUUCCAUUGGUUCCUUUUAUAUCCCAGUUUGCUUCCUUUCAACUGUCCUAAACCACGCACACCUUUGUGCAAGAGAUCCAAAGGAGAACCAGCAGGGAGAUUGCACUAAUGCUACACUUCAGGUUUCCCUCAGGCGGUGCCUCCAAGGUAAAAUAAAGAGGGAACAGCCGCUUGCAACCCAAGAGCAGCUGCAAGUCUGUCUCUCUCGCACACACGCAGAGCGAGUCAAAUGGAGGAAGGUCUCAUAAACGGUAACAGUGAACAGGCCACCGCCUUUAGUGUUCAGUUAUAGUAAAAUGGCCAAAUUAUAGUAAAUUACUUCAUGUUGAAUCAACACAGAGUUUCAAUGGCUCGUGGAGGGAAUCUCUUCACGUGACCGCACACACGAGUCUUGACGGCAAGGUGGAGAGUCUGAAACUCGUACUUGUUUAGAGUACACCUUCACAUGUGCCCUAGUGGCCUUUAGUCUUGCAAUUCAGGCACCUCACAUUCCAAAAAUAACUUGUUCAGGUUGUGGCCAGCAGAGCCCUCAACACAGUAUCCUCUGGCAAAUCCUUUCUGCCAUCAGUGCCCCCUCCUUGCUUUCCAGCAGUGGCAGCGAUAUCACAAUCUGCAGCAGGAAGCUGCCAGCUGGUUACCACUGGAAAUACCCCAAAUCUUCAAAGUAGCAUAAUUCUAGACUAUGGGAACAGUAUAAAAUGAGGGCUUGAGAUGGGCAUGAACCCCUUGCUUCCUCCUUCUCAGCUACUACCUGUGGGCCACCUCACACCCAGAUUUUGAACACAGAAAAGAAAGCGACAGGAGGCAAACGCUUCCACCUUUAAAGAGGCAGAACAAGAGAGAGAGAGAAAGUAUUUGGGCAACUAUUGAGCAGUUAGCUUGACAUCAGUACCAGAAAACCUUCUGGAAAUGGCUUGUGAGCACUUCGAAAAGAACAUACUAGAAGUCAACGUACGUUUCUCAAAAACAAGUCAUGCUAGCUUAAUAGUAUUACCAUAUUUCCCCCUGUAUAAGACGCCCACCCACUUUUCUAACCCAAAAUUUCUUUCUUUGCAAGAAAGUGGAGGGGGAAAG